AUGUCGGCAAGUCAACUCCAAAGAUGGGCCGUUUUCCUCUCCGGCUUUGAUUAUGAGAUCAAACAUGUAAAAGGUACGGAUAACGAGGUUGCUGAUUGUCUGUCGCGAUUGAAUAAUAAACAAGUCCAAGAGGCAAUUGAGUCCAGUAAAGUUUUAAAAAAAGUUCGUCAGUAUGUGAAGUAUGGCUGGCCGAGCAAGGUGAAUGAUGAGUUAGCCAAAUUUAAAAACAAGGAGCUGGAGCUUUCGAUCGAAAAUGACUGUCUGAUGUGGGGCCAUCGAUUGGUGGUGCCAGAAUCGCUGCGUGUACUGAUGUUGAGGGAGCUUCAUGAUGGUCACAUGGGCGUGGUUAAAAUGAAGGCCCUGGCCCGAUCAUACAUUCGGUGGCCAGGCAUGGACGUAGAGAUUGAAAAAAUCACGAAGCCUUGCGAGGCUUAUCUCAAGUAUAAUGAUAGUCCGCCUAAAUCAAAAUUGCACGUUUGGGACUGGCCAGACGCCCCUAACGUUUGUUUGCAUGCAGACUUCUUAGGUCCACUGGACAGAAAGAUGUACUUGAUUGUCGUGGAUAUUCACUCGAAGUGGGUAGACGUCAAGCUUAUGCACGACAUCACAUUAAAGUCAACAAUCUACGCCUUCAGGGAGUAUUUUGCAGAUUGGGGCCUACCCAACAAUGGAGUUCUCCAUGCAACGUUGUCGCAUUAUCACCCUGCAAGCAACGGGGUAGCCGAAAAUGCUGUGAAAACAUUUAAGAAAAAAUGUAAGUCGUUCAGAGGUGAAGACAGAUCGCGCAAAGAGUCAUUGUCUAAGUACCUGUUCCAUGUGAGAAUAACACCCCAUGUCACAACUGGAGUGUCUCAAGCGGAGCUUCAAUUGGGCCGUAAAAUGCGGACUCGUUGGGACCUUCUGAGGGAGUCGUCACGUAAGAAGGUUCAACGGAGCCAAAAAGCUCAGGAAAAAUUUUUUCAUGAAACUAGGAACAUUGCAUUCGAAGAUAACGAAAUAGUCAUGGCCAAAGACUACAGGAACAACAGUUGA
Molecule: messenger RNA, 1032 nt
Organism: Copidosoma floridanum
Lineage: Eukaryota; Metazoa; Arthropoda; Insecta; Hymenoptera; Encyrtidae
Source: RefSeq, a predicted model, not a curated record